Paramecium octaurelia is the source of this 238-nucleotide messenger RNA. The record is from the annotation of a GenBank genome assembly. Lineage: Eukaryota; Ciliophora; Oligohymenophorea; Peniculida; Parameciidae.
AUGAUAACUCUAUUCGUCUUUGGAAUGUAAAAACAUCAAAGGAAAUACUCCAAUCAGAUAGCAGCUAUAAAGAUUUGCUUUCCUAGUUCAACAUACCUCUUCAGAAUAGCUCCUUAUUGCCAAAUGGUAUUUAUUAUUCAUUAUUAUUUAGUUAAUCCUGAUCAUACAAUACUUAGAAUAUGCUAGAAUCCUUUAUUCCAAGCAUCAGGAACUCUUAUCUUAUAAGGACAAUUCAUGA